Messenger RNA from Phragmites australis (common reed), 1036 nucleotides. Its product is annotated as transcription factor ILI5-like. Gene Ontology annotation, biological process: regulation of DNA-templated transcription; regulation of growth. Bases 258 to 524 code for a protein of 88 amino acids. The transcript has 2 exons. Lineage: Eukaryota; Viridiplantae; Streptophyta; Magnoliopsida; Poales; Poaceae. The record is from RefSeq and is a predicted model, not a curated record. Gene Ontology annotation, molecular function: protein dimerization activity.
CUCGAUCCGUCCCCAGCCCAUCUCGUUAUAAAGGCACCCCUCUCCCUUUCUGUCUCCCUCACAACACACUCCUCCAGCUAGCUAUUGCAGUGCGACCUCGAGCGGUUAAGCGACCUUUCUCCCUUCGACCUCACUGGCCAGUUGCCGGUGAGCUCGUACACUUUUCAAAGUCACACCCAGCUUAGCUAGAGCCUAGAGCUAGCUAGCCUCCUGCGAGAAGUGAUCAUCCCGGCCGGCGGCGAAGUACGACGACGAGGAUGUCCAGCCGAAGGUCGUCGCGUGGCAACAUCUCCGACGAGGAGAUCAACGAGCUCAUCUCCAAACUCCAGGCCCUGCUCCCCAGCUCUCGCCGCCGUGGCUCCGGCCAGGCGUCGACGACGAAGCUGCUGAAGGAGACGUGCAGCUACAUCAAGAGCCUACACCGGGAGGUAGACGACCUCAGCGACCGGCUGUCGGACCUCUUGUCCACCAUGGAUCACAGCAGCCCCAGCGCGGAGAUCAUCCGCAGCAUCCUCCGUUCCUGAUCACCUACAAACGCACGUACUGCCCCCGCCGGCGGGCUCGCCGUACGUGUGUCGUCAACGUCGACGACGAUCGGCCGCCACGCCAUUCUCCGGCCGGCCACGUAGGGGAGCUCCAUUAGCUAGGGUAUAUAUAUCUACCAACAUAUAUGUGUAUCUUUCUUUUUCUUUCACCUCUCCCUAGAUCUGAGAUCAUCGAGCUAGCUCCAUAUGAAUUGUACUAGCUAUACGCACGCGUAUGAUCUCUGCUAAGCUUCACUGGGUAGGGCAUUAGCGCUAGGGCCCAAGCAAGCCUGUCCGAUCCUCACAUUAGCUCGUACUUCUCGUCUCCUUCAAGUGGUCGAUCACUGUCCUCUAGAUCUUCCUUUGAUGUUCCCUGCUUGUUUCUCCGAUCCCUGUAAAUUUAGGCGUUGGUGGCUCGGAUCGAGUUGCUCUCUACAGACAACCGACCGACCACUGCUACCUAAGAGGAAAUUAAUCAUCAUCACAUGGUGUACUGCUCCAGCUUUUACCAA